Alternaria ethzedia is the source of this 906-nucleotide messenger RNA. RefSeq lists its product as uncharacterized. Bases 1 to 906 code for a protein of 301 amino acids. Lineage: Eukaryota; Fungi; Ascomycota; Dothideomycetes; Pleosporales; Pleosporaceae. The record is from RefSeq and is a predicted model, not a curated record. The transcript has 2 exons.
AUGACAAAAGUCAAAUUCACCCUCCCACCGCCAGCCGACAAGGUCACCUCGCUAUUUCACACCAAGCAGGUCCAGGAGGAUGAUCCACCAGUUUUCAACCAGCCUCUCAAUACCAGCUCAUGUCCGCACCACCGCAUCGCAAGGCUGCUAUACAGCAUCUCGCUCUCUUUACUACUCAUCAUCGCAGUCCCAGUCAUUGCCCUAAAGGCAUUAACCUAUAGCUUCGUUGAGGACAAUCGUAUGACGGGAUUCGAAUACCAGACGACAAGAAGGAAUGGCGACCCCGGCGAGUCCAUCAUCAUGGCCGCUCUACCACGGAUGCUAUACGCAGUACCAGCAAAACUAGCCAUUAUCGCCGGUACCGUAAGCAUAUGUCUCGCAGCCGCACAUCUUGGAUUCGUCGCAACAGAUUGGAAAAAGGGCAACAGGACGCAAUCCUACGCGUUCCGCCGCAACAUAAUGUUCCUCCACAUCACCAACGCCAUCCUCGUCCUCUUCGCCCUCGUCUCCAUCUACGUAACCCACAAAAACACCUCCCACUUCCGCGAAGGCUUCGUCAACUUCCGCGCUUCCCGCAUGAAUGACACCACCUCCACCUCCACCUCCACCCAACAAUCCCCGGCCUUCUUCCGCUACAACUUCGGUACUUUUGAUCUCGAAACCUGGGCUUGUGAGCUCGCGGGUGUUGAAGGUGCGGGUAUGGUAAGGGAAGAUUAUGGCAUGCAAUGCGGGAUUGAGAUCGCUGGAAGGGCGGUUAUGAUUCCUUUUGUGGUUGUUGCUUGGGGGGUUGCGGCGAUUGGGCUUUGGGGGUUUGUGGGGGGUGGGCGGAGGGGGCCCGAUGGCGAGAGGAUGAAGACUGAUGAGGUGGGGUUGGAGAUGGGGAAGAUGAACGCUACGGAUGAUUGA